GGAGCUCCCGCCUUCGGCCCCGCCCCUGCCCGCUCCCCGCCGUCGCCCUCCCCCAGGGUUGUGGCCACGCGCAGCGGCAGCGGUUGUUCCGCUUCCCCUCUGGCCUGGGCCGUCGCCAUUGCCGAAGGCUCCCUGCCCUCCCCUCCCGGCGCCCGCGGGGCUCGGCGGCCGCCCGGCCUAGCAGUAGAAGCCGCGGCGCUCCAGCGCGGCUCCACUUCCCGCCCCGCUUCCCCUUCCCUCCCCUCCCCGCCCCGCGUCGCUCUCUUGCUCGGGGCGGCUCCUGAUCCCGCCAGGAGCUCGGCCGGAGGCUCCUCGCUGGGGCGGGGACCUUUCCUCGCCUGGGGCCGUAUCAUAAUUCUGAAUCAUGUCUGAUAACGGAGAACUGGAAGACAAGCCUCCAGCACCCCCUGUGCGAAUGAGCAGUACCAUUUUUAGUACUGGAGGCAAAGACCCUUUGUCAGCCAAUCACAGUUUGAAACCUUUGCCCUCUGUUCCAGAGGAAAAAAAGCCCAGGAAUAAAAUCAUCUCUAUAUUCUCAAGCACAGAGAAAGGAAGUAAGAAGAAAGAGAAGGAAAGGCCAGAAAUUUCUCCUCCGUCUGAUUUUGAGCACACCAUCCAUGUUGGUUUUGAUGCUGUCACUGGAGAAUUCACUGGCAUGCCAGAACAGUGGGCUCGAUUAUUACAGACCUCCAAUAUCACCAAACUAGAGCAAAAGAAGAAUCCUCAGGCUGUGCUGGAUGUCUUAAAGUUCUACGACUCCAACACAGUGAAGCAGAAAUACCUGAGCUUUACUCCUCCUGAGAAAGAUGGCUUCCCUUCUGGAACACCAGCACUGCAUACCAAGGGAUCGGAAACGUCAGCAGUAGUAACAGAGGAAGACGAUGAUGAUGAAGAGACUGCUCCUCCUGUUAUUGCCCCACGACCAGAUCAUACAAAAUCAAUUUAUACACGGUCUGUAAUUGAUCCUAUUCCUGCUCCAGUUGGUGAUUCUAAUGUUGAUGGUGGUGCCAAGACUUCAGACAAACAGAAAAAGAAGGCCAAAAUGACAGAUGAAGAGAUUAUGGAGAAAUUAAGAACUAUUGUAAGCAUAGGUGAUCCUAAGAAAAAAUAUACAAGAUAUGAAAAAAUUGGGCAAGGGGCUUCUGGCACGGUUUUCACUGCUACUGAUGUGGCACUGGGACAAGAGGUUGCUAUCAAACAGAUUAAUUUACAGAAACAGCCAAAGAAGGAAUUGAUCAUUAAUGAGAUUCUGGUGAUGAAAGAAUUAAAGAAUCCCAACAUAGUUAACUUCUUGGACAGUUACCUGGUAGGAGAUGAGUUGUUUGUGGUAAUGGAGUACCUUGCUGGGGGAUCACUUACGGAUGUUGUAACAGAGACCUGCAUGGAUGAAGCACAGAUUGCUGCUGUAUGCAGAGAAUGUUUACAGGCAUUGGAGUUUUUACAUGCUAACCAAGUGAUUCACAGAGACAUCAAAAGUGACAAUGUGCUUUUAGGCAUGGAAGGAUCGGUUAAACUUACUGACUUUGGUUUCUGUGCCCAGAUCACCCCUGAGCAGAGCAAGCGAAGUACUAUGGUUGGAACGCCAUACUGGAUGGCACCAGAGGUGGUUACACGGAAAGCUUAUGGCCCUAAAGUAGACAUAUGGUCUCUGGGUAUUAUGGCCAUUGAGAUGGUAGAAGGAGAGCCUCCAUACCUCAAUGAAAAUCCUUUGAGGGCCUUGUACCUGAUAGCAACUAAUGGAACCCCAGAACUUCAGAAUCCAGAGAAACUUACCCCAAUAUUUCGAGAUUUCUUAAAUCGAUGUUUGGAGAUGGAUGUAGAGAAAAGGGGUUCAGCCAGAGAAUUGUUACAGCAUCCCUUUCUGAAAUUGGCCAAACCAUUAUCCAGCUUGACACCACUGAUCAUGGCAGCUAAAGAAGCAAUGAAGAGUAACCGUUAACAUCAUUGCCGUGGCCUCAUAUUCUUUUUUCCAUUUUCUAAGAAGUCUUUUAAUAUAUGAAAAUUAUUACUCUUUGGGGGUUUAAAGGAAUGGUCUGCAUAACAUGGAGAAAAAAAGCAAACUACUACUUCCUGAAGACAACCAAGAAAAAAAUUGCAAAACAGAAUGACAACUUUCUAUUGAAUCCCUUCUUUAGGGUCCAAAAGGAAUUGUGGACUGAAUCACUAGCCUUACAUCUUUCAGCAGAAAGCCCAUCAGGGCCAUUUAUCAUGCUUGAGAUUUGCGUUUUAUUUUGCUGACUUCAUUAUAAUAGAUCCCAUUCAUUGUCCUUUUUGGGGGUAUUUUCAAUACUUGAAUGGCGGAUUUGAGUUUUUCAGAGUAUUUGUUUUAUCUGCUACUCUUUUUUUCUCUCUUCUUCAUAGCUUUUUUUUUUCCUUGCCUUGCUCCUUUUGAGUUGCUUUGGGAAAUUUUUCUUUUGCCUAAAUUGGUGGCAAGCGUGAUAGAAAUUAUGUAGCUCCUUAUAUUGGCAAAGGAGCUCAGUUCGGUUUAACUUUGUAUAGACGUUAGGACCAGCUAUUGUUACAUGUAAUAUUUCAGUUCAGAAUUUGAACUAAAGGAAGGGAAGAAAAGUAUGUGAUUUUUACCUUUUUUAACAAAUGUGAAAGAAUCAGUUUUAGAAAUUUCAUGAUAGUGAGUUGUUUGGCAUUUGUUACAUGUAUAGAGAGAAGACUAAUAAUCUAUAUUUAUAACUAAAUCAUUGAAACAGAAAAAGAAUCCUGUUGACUUUACAUUGUUACCCUUUUGUUUGCCUUUCUGACUGUAUCCCCUUCAGACUUGGCUUCAGGACUUUGGUUUGUGCUGCUCCUUUCCCCUCCCCUGUUUUUUUCCCUUCAUUUUGGAAAUAAGUUUCUGUAUAUGUUGUAAUUUUAGCUAGUUUUUUGUUUUUUAAUUAACCCUCUCUCACCCUACUCGCCGCCUCCUUCCUAUGGUAAAUAAUAUAAAAUUUUCAGAAUUUAGAAGUUAUUUUUCCCAUAUAAAGGAGAAAAAUAUUUGGAACUAGCAGAGAUAAAAUGAGAGACUUGAACCCUGGUGAGCUCUAAAAUAAUUAGAAAAGAUUAUAUUCUUGAAAGAGAAAUGUCACUUACUUAGAGAUGUAGCUUCUGACCAGUAAACCAUUAGGACUUGUUAUAAACAUUGUUCCCAACCUAUUACCAUACUUUACUCUCUGUGAGAAUUUAAGUGACAGAGUCCUUCUUGAUAAAUUCAUGGGUCAUUUGAGAUGUCGAGUUACUUUAGAUUUUUUUCAAAUAAGUAAAUAAUAUUCAUGUAAAAAACUGGACAAAGGAAGAAAAAUUAAAUGUGCUUGUUGAUAGCAGUACUUUUUUAUUUUAAAGAUUUUAAAAAGGUCUGUGACCUGUAGCAUUAAUUAUUAGAGUAUCUUCUCUCCCCCCCCCGCCCCGGCCUUGUCUCCUUUCUCUCUCACUCUCUUUUUUAAUUGUUUGGCUUUCUCAGGCAGUAUUGCUCCUUCUGGCAUGUCAAGUGCCACAUAAAAGAAAAAUCUGUCGUUUGGUUCUGGCAUUUUGUUCCCACCAUUCACUUCUUAUUGACUUCACAUCUACUUGCCAUCCUGCAGUAGUAUAAGUCGUGAAUAAAAUAAUUUGAUGUUUUUGGAGUACAUUAGGAGAACUAAUGAGUUUUAUUUCCUAUCAUGCCCAUCAUAUCUGUGUUAAGAUAUAGGUAUAAGGAUAGAAAUGACUGUGUUUGGGGUCUUUUUUUAUUAGUAUUGAUAAUGCAGGAAGGUUUUCACAAAAAUGAGUAAAAUAAUGAAACUUGUAUCUAGAGCACUUAAUGGUCUCUGUUUUCAAUUUGAUUUUUGAUUUCAUUUUUCUCAGAGUUAUAUUGGGUUUCUAUAGCUGUUACUAAAUUACUUUACAGAAACUGGCUGGUUUAUUUCUGGUGGAAAGCUACAGUGUCUCUUGAGUUGCAGAUUUGAACAUUCUUUGUAAAUAGCUGUCUGGAUGGAUUAUGAUACAGAAGAUGCUACCAAUGAAAUAGAAAAAUGAACUAGAUGAUAUAAGACUAUGAGCCUCAUGACCACUCUAGAAGGCACCUGUACACAUCAGUCAUAAAGACCAUAAUCAUUGAAUGCAGUGCCAAUGCCCCAAUUUUAUGCCUGUGACUCAACAAAGGUCUGAAAAGUUUAUAGAAGCAGUUUGGGAUUGGUAUUUACAACUUCCUUGAUGGUUACCUGCAUGUCCAUUGCUGGCAACGGACUUUGUCAUUAAAACCUGACCUCCUAGGUUAAGGGAGCUACACUGUGGUGUAUCCUUUACUUACUUGGAUAAACUAACUUGUAAUAGAAAUAUACUUUAAUUCUGAAAUGUGUAAUUUUUGAAUAAUCUCUGUCUUUGAGAGCAAUACAGAAUUGUGAUUUAUUAAUUUUAAAUUAAAAUAUUCAGAUCUUGUUGCAAGAAAAAUGUAUCUAAAUCAAAAUUCAUGGGUUUUUUAAUAAUUGCCUUUUGUAUUCACCCUUUUUGUCAUAACUUUAGAAUGAAAAUUCCCAUUUAAAUCUAAAAAUUACCUUAUAGUAGUCCUCUUGUGUUAUUAGGACAAUAUUACUAUAGUAUUUAUUAUAUUUCAGACUCUCUGGCAGUCUAAAGCUUUCCUUCUCCUCUUGUUCCUUUUGCUGCUUCUAGGGACAGUUAAAACUGGGAAACCAUGAAAAGAUUGACUAUUUUAUUCUACCUAAAAUAGUAAACAAGUAGAGUGAUUGUGCUAGCAUUAGAAGCUAAGGCUAACACAACUCUGUCUUCAGGUAUUGGCAGGUAGUGUGAAUUCUCUCCCCCUCAACAUAGAAAUAUUAAGCUGCUUAAAAUAUAUCUAGUUACCACCAGUCCUAAAUGACCCUGUGCCUUUAAUAAGCAAUUUUAAACUACCUAUGAGUAUUUCUGUGUAGGGCUUACAUAAAUACAUAUUUGUUUAUAUAUACCAUAUUCUAGCCAUAAUAAUGUUGGAUCUGAUCAGGCAGUAGCUAUAAUUAAAAAAAAAAAAGUCACUUAAAAUUUUUGCAUCAGUUUUAAUCUAAAUGUUUAAAAAUAAGGUGUUCCCGUCGUGGCACAGCGGAAACCAAUCCGACUAGGAACCAUGGCAUUGCGGGUUUGAUCCCUCACCUCGCUUAGUGGGUUAAGGAUCUGGCAUUGCCCUGAGCUGUGGUGUAGGGCAAAGACAUGGCUCGGAUCCCGCGUUGCUGUGGCUGUGGUGUAAGCCGGCAGCUACAGCUCCAGUUAGACCCCUCGCCUGGGAACUUCUAUAUGCCACGGGUACAGCCCUAAAAAGAUAGAAAGACAAAAAAUAAUAAUAAUACAAUAAAAGUUUAAAAAUAUGCUGAGGUCCAUAUCCAGUGAGAUGUCAAAAAAUCAUUACAGGAUAUAGCUAAAACCCAGAUUAAUUCUCUUUUUAGGUUUUUUUUAUAGUGAAAUUUCAUAGUAAUAUAAAAAGAGAUUAUCUUGUCUCAGCUGCGCCCACAAUAGAGAAAGAGUUAAAAUCCGUUUUUCUGCAGUGAAUAUGAGUAUGUGCAAGAAAGGGGAGGAAAUACACAUGCAGAUUUUAUUUCUCACUAACAACAUUUAUUGACCACUUUGGCAAAGACACUGUGGUAGAUAUUGCAGAAGUUCAAAGGAGAACCAAGCACUGGCCUGGCCUUGAGAGAGCUGAAGUCUUUCUCCUUGACCAUUCUAGAAUAUUGCCAAAUGAAAGAAAAAGAAAUGUAUGAUAAUUCUGUCAAACACAUUUUCAUUCUGUAUUAAGCAGAGUUAAUUAGGAAUUGAGCAUCUUUGGUAGGAAUGUUUUGCUUUUUCUUUUAUUUCUUUUUUUUUUUUUUUUUGGUAGAUAGAUGGAAUUAAGUAAUUUGUCUUUUCUGUUUUGUCUUCAAAUUUUAUAUUGACUUUAUUUUUAAUUUAAUCCCAUUCAGUUAUUUAAUUGUUACAUUGACAUUAACUGCUGUAUUUGAUGACCUUGUUCAAUAGUUUUGUUCUUUCAGGGCUAGAAAUAAACUUUUUUAUGUUCAUUUUUCCUUUUCCCUAAACUUUAAUUCUUUCUUUAGAUCAGAAUAGCUCAAAGGAUUGAGCAUAAUAGAUUUUCAGAGAACAUUCUAGUGUUUUUAAGGAUAAAUGUUUUUUAAACAUGUCAUGGCACCCUGAAUGUAUUACAGAGCUCCAAAUCAGAAAGGUUUUCAGAAAUUUAUGAGUAAUAAACAUGAGCCUUCCCUCUUCUAAAUCAGGUUCAGAAUAAACUUACUCAAAAUACUCUGACUGUCAGACUCAGGGAAGUGCUUCAGAUAUGUCUGAAUUCCUUCAAUAACUUUGCCUGAAAUUCUAACACUUCCUUAAGUAGUAAUAAGAAUCUUACUAGAAUUUUCCUGUUAAAUGCACCAAGAGAUCUUGAAAAGUGGAAUACUCUAAGGAAUCACUUUAUCAUACACAUUUAAUUUGAACCCUGGAUAUCCUGCUAUGGGGAACAGCUGUACUGUAGCAUUCACUCUGAAAAAAAUUACACAUUUUUAGCCUGGAAUUGGGGUGGGGAGUAGGUGAUGACUGCUUAAAAUAUAUUUGUUAAACUAUAAAUUUAGUGCUAUUCUAACAUUUGUAUUUCUUUAAACUAUAGCAAAUGCUCACAUCUGCCUGAGGAAAGUUCAUAAAUGCCUGGGUGAUUGAUUUGAUUGAAAAGCACUAUUUAUAGGAGCUUAAUACAUGCUUUACUACUAUGAUAUUUGUGGUUUUUAAAUUAGGGAAUUAUUUUUUAUGCAAAUGACAACAAAUUUUAUCUUUUGAAGAGAAGGAGUAGAACAAUGAAGGGAAAGGUCUUUUUUUAAGCCUAGUUAUUUUAGGUUUUUAGCAAAAAUUCAGAUCAUCUUGGAGUUUCCAUUGUGGUUCAUUGGAAGGGAAUCCGACUAGUAUCCAUGAGGAUGUGGGUUCGAUCCCUGGCCUCAUUCCGGGUGGGGGAUCCGGUGUUGCCAUGAGCUGUGGUGUCGGUUGCAGAUGCAGCUUGGAUCUCACAUUGCUGUGGCUGUGGUGUAGGCCAGCAGCUGCAGCUCCAAUUCAACCCCUAGCCUGCGAACCUCCAUAUGCGGCCAGUGUGGCCCUAAAAAGAAAAAGGAAAAAAAAAAUUUCAAGUACUCUUAAAGGAGUCAUAAUAAACAGUGCCAGCCCCCAGCCGUAAACUUCCUUACUGUAGAGUCCUGCUCCACAGAGGACUCCUUUUAACUUUGAGCUGUUUUUAGCAUGUAUUAAUCUUCAGAUUUCUAAAUUAUAUACAGGUAUUUCUUGACAUUUCUAUAUUUUAUCUAGAAACUUCCUAUUUCUAUGUUUUACUUAUCUAGAAACUUCCUCUUAUGAUAGUUGAGAAUUUGGUUCGUGUUAUACCAUCCAAUUUUCCCAUUUCUACUCCCUCUAGUCUCCCAGUUAAGAAAGACGGCAAUGCUUUAUUCCAUUAGUGGACAGUUUUUACCUUAUGACUCUGGUGGACUGUUGUUCCCUUGAGUUUUAUCAUCACCACAUGUUACAUCCUGUGCAACUCUUUGCAUUUCUAUUGUUAAAUUUUGUCUUUUUGUUUCCUUUCAGAGUUUCUAUGUUCCUAUCACUAAGUUUUCCAAACUCACCACAAAAGUCCUCUGAGGACUCUUUUCUAUACAAUUAGAUGUCUCAGAUAAUGAGUUACUUUUUCUUUCCUGGAAAUUGAUUGGGGCUCAAAUUUGGGCUCUUGCUCUCCAACCCUUCUGCCUUCUGGUAUCUAAAACUCAAUUUCACUUUUCUCCUAAGUUUAGGUCUUUUAUUUCUCCUUGCUUGGUUUAUUCCUCAUUUUGGAGAAAUACAAAUUUCAUUAGUGUCAAUAGCUUGCAUAUCUGAAAAUGUCUCAUUUAAUUAAUAGUGCAAGAUUUUAAGUUGGGAAUCAUCUUUCUUGAGAAUUUUGAAGUCCCUGCUUCAUUAUCUUAAAACCUGCCGUUUCUGAAAACAGCUUUAUAUGUAACACAGUUUUUUGCUUCUCUAGAGCUUUUGUCUGAAAAUUUACUAUUAAAUGCCUUGGAGAGGGUCUAUGUUUAGCUUUUGGCAGGCCUUCUUGGUAAUAGACUGAUUUCCUUCAAUUCUGGUAAAUUCUUGUAUUAUUUCUUUAGUAAUUUUCACACACACACACACAUCUCACACCCCGUUAUUUCUUUCUGGAAUUCUCGUAUUAAUCUUUUUUUUUCUUCUGCUUUUCAUCUCUUUGCCUUUUUAACUUUCUGGGAGAGAAUUUCUUUGGUUUUAUCUCUGAUCCUUUUUCUUUUUUGUUUUUGGCUGCAGCUGGUGUGUACAGAAGUUCCCCAGCCAGGGAUCCAAUCUGAGCCAUAACUGUGACCUAUGCAGCAGUGCUGGAUCCUUAGGACCCACUGCACCUCAGGCAGGGGUUGAACCCUUGCUGGCCUCAGUGACAACACCAGAUCCUUAACCCACUGCAUCACAGAGGGAAUUCUGGUGUCUUUUCUUAUAAGGUCGCUAGUCCCAUCAUAAAGCCCCACCUUCAUGACCUCAUCUAAUUUUAGUUACCUACCUAAGGCCCCAUCUCCAUAUUCCAAAACAGUAGGGUUUAGGGCUUCAAUAUAUGAAUUUGUGGGUAGACAUAAACAUUCAAGCCAUAAUAGGUCUUUUUUUUUUUCCCCCAAGAAUUUUUAGUUUGGGAGUUCCCAUUGUGGCUCACCAGGUUAUGAACCUGAUUAGUAUCCAUGAGGAUGCAGGUUUGAUCCCUGGCCUCAAUCAGUGGGUUAGGGAUCCUGCAUUGCUGUGGCUGUGGUGUAGGCCGGCAGCUGCAGCUCUGAUUUGACCCCUACCCUGGGAACUUCUGUAUACUGCAGGUGCGGCCAUAAAAAAGCAAAAAAAAAAAAGUUUUUAGUCAGCUCUGGAAUUGUUUAUUUUUUCUGGGUUCUUCUUUUAUUUGUUUUUAACUCUGUCCUUCACAUAAAGACUUUUUGCAGAUGUCUGGUGAAUUCCUGUAGACUAAUAUUGUUUCUGUCAUGCUAGUGUAACACUGAAACUUCACUAAGCCCUGAUUUCACAUUUAUUUUUCUCAAUUUUCAAUGAGACCCUUGGUACUGCCUAUCAGUCAUUUAUUUCUGGCCCAGGUCUCUUUUUUUCCUCAUUUUCUCCAAACUAUUUCGUGACUCCCAACCCCUUUAUCCUACCAUCUCAACACUUUCUUCUCCCUUAGUGCCAGAAAUCUCUGUGUUUUUGUCUUUGCUUUCUUCCUUUUGGUCUCAGUGAAAUAUGGUCUUCCUCUCAGUGGCUAGCCUCACUGAGGAUCUGUUCUCCAUAUUCUACCACCUCCCAGGUCUCUUCGACCCUAACUCUUCUAUACCUUUCAUCUGUCCCUGUACUCUUUUUAAGCCUCAGCAAAAUAAGCAUGCUCACCUAUCUUCCUUUUUUAAAAGUUCCCUUUGACUUUUCUCAGGUAAACGUGUGGAGCGAGGAAACCAAACUUACUGUUUCUCUCUUCAUUAUCCUAUUGCAUCUAUACCCUCAACAUGUCACUGAAACUACCCCUACCAAUUACCAACAUCUCCCAAGCACUGAGUUUCCAUGAGAUUGUCAAAACAUCAAAAAGAUGACUCCCCUUGACUGUUAGCUAGUACGCUCACUGGUGUACUUAAGCAUUUCUUGGUUAUCAAUUUUCCUUUAUGCAAAAUUGAGGACUUUUAUUCCUAGCUUUUAAAGAAUUCUCUUACCAGAUAUUUAUUUUGAGCUAAGAUCCAGAAUGUGAUGUAGGUAUGGAUUUGCUAAGCUUUUAAUCAUUAGGUGUACUUAAGAAUUUCUUGUUAUCAAUUUUCCUCUUUGCAAAAUUGAGGACUUUUAUUCCUAGCUUUUAAAAAAUUCUCUUACCAGAUAUUUAUUUUGAGCUAAGAUCCAGAAUGUGAUGUAGGUAUGAAUUUGCUAAGCUUUUAAUCAUUAGGACUCUGUUUUCACCAUUGAAUAUAAAAUAUACAAGCAGCUCUUGGUGAUCUGAGCAACUGGGAGGGAAGAGUGGCGAGGAUAAAAAGAGCAAAUUCUUAAAAAUUUCUUCAGAACUUAAUUUGUAAUGUACAUUGUUCGAAUAGGAGAUUUGCCUUCCUGACAAUUUGGUUUAGUCUUAAAACAUGUUUUUGUUCCUUGGCAUAUUCAUGUGGGCACCCAAAGGAGAAAGGCUUGUCUAGGAAUGUGCAGAGUGGUAGAGGAAAGCCUGCCCAGCCUUAAAAACCACUCAUAGAUUCUUGGUCACAAGAGUUGAUGAGUACCUUUGACUUUAUAAAGAGAUUUUUACCACUUCUGUAGUCCUAAUGGUGACUUUUUACCUAUGCAUCUUAGUUUUUGGUUAGGGAAAAAGGCUAAAAAUAUUGCCCUUUCUAGAUGCAAAAUAGGUUCACUGUAUAAUGACAGUCUUUGUAUAAAUUUGUAACCAAGAAGUUGAUUAUUUUGAAAGGAACAACACAUGUGGAUAUGUAAUUCUGGUAUUCUUGUUAAAAGAUACCUGUCACAUUACCUUUUAGCCACAGAUCCCAGUUUGUGUCCUGUAGCAGGUGAAAACAUCUUACCCUAGUUGUGCUUUUUUAUUUAAACAAUCAAAAUGGAGUAACAGUGCCACACACAUUCUUGUCUUUUAUUCUUAGAGCUGUAGAUAUGUAUAGCAUUGCCAGGAAUGCAUUGCCAAAAAUAUUUUUCUCUAUUUUUAAUGGAUUACUUCACCUUGAUGUCUAUAUUUAAAAACAGAAAUGGACCAUUUUCAAAAACUGUUUGAUCUGGGCCAUAAGAUUAAGUAAUGUCUAACAAAACAAUCUGAUUCUGAUUACUUUAAUAUAGUGUCAUCAAAACCUUUAGGGAACUUUGUGGUUGAAACUAGAAGACAUCUUAAUCACAUUCAGUAUUCCUUACAGUUUAGGAUACUUUAAGUUUUGCUGCUAGUAACUUUGUUGAAGAGCUUUGUUUUUCAAUAAACUCUUUAAAAAAAAAAAAAAACGAACUUAACCAUUUGAGUUUUUACUAUGGACAUUGCCACUAUUUUUAUCACAUUCUUCUUGGUGAUAUGAGAAGUAUUUAAAUGUUUUAUCUUUUGUUCAUCUCUAUCUUUUGGAGUAUGUUCCAAGACUAAGGUAUCAUUGAAAAAUAAGUUUAGGCUAUGGGCUCUUGGAUAUAUGGGUCAGUCACUUUCAUAUAACUUGCAUCAUCGGCCAAGCAAAUACUUUUCCAUUUACUUUCAUCUAUGCGUAUUUUACUACUGAUAUUCUCUGCUGUGUGCCAUUGUGUGUCCUGUUUCAAUAUUUGUUUAAAUGACAGGUGACCAUGGUAUUAACACAGUAUUUGAGUACUUUUGAUGCACAUUUCUCCAUCCAUCACUAAACACUCUAAAACAGAACUUUAUUUAAAGCUUUUUUUUUUAAAACUUGAUUUCAUCAUAUAGUCAUUUGAGCUUGGGAGUUUCUUCUAAAUGAAAAUAAAAUUAGAGUGUAUAAUUUAAAUUUUGCUGCCAGUGAGAGAACGAGUUAUGCUGUUAAUUAGUAACAAUAUUAUUCUAGUAGACUGUUCACUAAAAAUUGUUACUGUGAAUUGGAUAUUUUUGGUUUAUUUUGGGUAAUAAUAAAAGUGCCUACAUCAUA
This is a messenger RNA of Sus scrofa (pig), 11594 nucleotides long. It is a transcript of the gene PAK2, whose product is annotated as p21 (RAC1) activated kinase 2. The record is from RefSeq and is a predicted model, not a curated record. Lineage: Eukaryota; Metazoa; Chordata; Mammalia; Artiodactyla; Suidae. Gene Ontology annotation, biological process: protein phosphorylation. Gene Ontology annotation, molecular function: protein serine/threonine kinase activity; ATP binding.